CACCCGAGCCUCUCCACCGCGAACGCUGCGGCUUUAAGGAGGCGGUCGGGGCGUGUGCCCGGCCCGUCAUGCCGCUCGGGGGGCCGGGCCGCUGCCGAGUGCCGGCGGUGCCGCCAUGUACCGCCUGUGCCGGCUGUCCCUGUCGCUGUCCCCGUCGCUGUCCCCGCUGCUGUCCCCGGUGCCCCCGCGCUGCGCCCCCCGCCCCGCCUGGGCCGCGCUCCCGCCGGGGCCGGGCCCGCGCCGCGCCAGCGCCAAGGAUGCAGGUGAACCCCUCAAAAAGACAGCCAAUGAUCUCAGUGCUGAAAACAAGAAACUCAACAAGUCCCAGCAGCUGAAACAAAUUUUUAAAGAAUAUGGUGCUGUCGGGGUUUCCUUCCAUGUUGGAAUUUCCUUAGUAUCUCUGGGAAUCUUCUACCUGGCUGUGUCAAGCGGCGUGGACGUGAGCGCGGUGCUGCUCCGGCUGGGUUUCAGCGAGGCGUCCCUGCAGUCCCGGGUGGCAGCAGGCACCAGCACCUUCGUGCUGGCCUACGCCGUGCACAAGCUCUUCGCCCCCGUGCGCAUCAGCAUCACCGUGGUGUCCGUGCCCUUCCUCGUGCGCUACUGCCGCAAGGCCGGCCUCUUCAAACCCCCCGCCUCCAGCCCCUGAGCCCCCUGCCUCCUCCUGCUCCACGGGCUCUUCGGGUGCAAAGCUUCCUUCAGACACUGCUCUGGGCUCAGGUUGAUCUCAUCCCGCGUUUCUUGCUGGUUCUUUCAGGUAAAUGUCGCUGGGAAAAGUGCUGUCCUUGUGUCCUUCCCCUUUUGCCACUUAUUCUUAGGAGAAACCUGUUCAAACGGGCUCUGGUUUGCACUUCAGGUGGGAACAUAAGUGCUUGACAACGAGCACAGUUCUGGGUCUUUGUAAUCCAGCUUUUGGAGCCUUCAUUUUUUUUCUUUUCAAAACAGAAUCAUAGCAUUCAUUUAUUACUGAGUAGCUACUUUUUACUGAGUAUUACUCAGUAGCUAAGAAACUGAGAUUCUCUUUCCAGCAGAACAAACAUCUCACUACCUGGGUAAUUCUCUUGAUAUUGGAAUCUAAACUGGCAGGUGGGUGUUUCUUUUGCUAGAAGAGGCUUUUAUUAUAGUCCUUGCAGUACAACACAGGCACUGAAAUCCCUUCAGUAGGAGUAUCCUUGUGAUUAAUUAUUGAAGUCAUAAUUGGUUUAGUCACAAUAGGUGAAGCACUGUUCUAAAACUACGUGCAGUGCUUCCAUAGUCCAAGAUUUUAUUGUUUGAAAAUGUGCCAGCUUUACUAAAGUCCUUUUGUUUUUUAAAUAUCUGUAGACUCAGAAGAAAUCCUGAGUCUGCUGUAAUCAAUGUAACCAGAAUUACCUAUGUAAAUACUCCAAAGAGCAUCAAGGCAGGGAGAAGCUGGAGGGUUUGAAUAUUUUGAAAUCUGGAUUUGUACUGGAAACACACUUUGUUUUUUAAACUUCAAACUCACCCAAGCAGCUUUCUUCUCCUGUGUGUGUAACUCCAAUCUGCACCUGAAGUCCAAACAUUGCAAUUCUCAGCUUCCCAGGAAGAAUUCCUGUGCUUUGGGCUGAGACUGGUGAGUGUAGCAGUGAUCACACACAACUCUGAUUUAACUCAGAGCAGGAAAACAGCCUGAUGCUUUUGAUUUCUGCUAAAGUUUAGUAAAUAGAGGAAGAAAGGGUGGAGUUUUGAUGAGAGUUGGCUGAGGGAGGAAAGGAGGAGCAAAUAACUUCCUGUUAUGAGCAGCCUCUUGCCUCAUCUCAGCCAGAACAUUAAAUUGCACCUUAACUCCUUCCCCCCAUAAAGUCCCAGGUUUCAUCUGGACCAAGGAUAAGAAUUCCAAAAUAACUCCGAGGCAGCUUUGUUUACGUCAGUUCAAAUAAUUUCUAAGCAGCAUGUUUUGUCUUAAAUGCAAUAGAGAAGGAAUAUUCAAAGGUUCUUUUUCAAUACCAUAUGUAAAGCUGAAGUAAUUUAAAAUAAAUGUACCUAAAAGUCAGUAGAAGGCACCAGCACUAAAGUUUUCUUGCUGUAAAGAAACAGCUUCAUAUAAAUUAUGGCUAGAAUUCUGAUUACUUAUAUGGCUGUAUAAACUACUGGCAGUUUGUUUAGAUAAAGUUUUUUUGCAAAGUAUAUUUUAACUUAAUUCGAGAAUAUAUUUUGAAUUCUGGAAUCCUUGCUUGUAGAAGGAUCAUUUUUUAAAAUUGUAAAAUAGCAAAGUCUUAUUCUAAAAAGAUAAUAAACUGCUUUCUCUUA
Molecule: messenger RNA, 2265 nt
Organism: Prinia subflava (tawny-flanked prinia)
Lineage: Eukaryota; Metazoa; Chordata; Aves; Passeriformes; Cisticolidae
Gene: MIMS2
Product: family with sequence similarity 210 member B
Exons: 3
Coding region: 116-646 (176 amino acids)
Cellular component (GO): mitochondrion
Source: RefSeq, a predicted model, not a curated record